AUGGCUAGCCAAUGGGAAGAAUGCAAUCAAAAGAUCGGAGCGAUUGCGGAAGCUUUGACUCAAAUCACCGAGCGGAUCACCAAAGUUGAAAACAAAGUUGCUGGCUUGACUGCUUGUUUGGAAAAGUCCUGGACAUACAGGCGCGAUCAGAACCAAGUUAUAAACAAGUUUUUAUUUGCCAAGAAUGUGAUGAUGGCUGCCGAUUUUCCACGUUUCCCAGGAGGUCUUUGUCCUCCACAAGUUCGGCUUCCUAAAAUUCUUCGGACUUCCACUUCCACUUCCAAUGCUACAGGGCAGACUUCGGGCAGUCGAGGUUUACUUACUGGAUUAGUCGUUGACGCCGACGAUGGUGUCAUUCAUGUGGUUCCCGUUGUAGAUGGCUACUCAUUCCCUCAUCUUACAAAGUGUAUGAAUGUUGCUGGACGCUACAUAACAUCAUAUCUUGUUGUUUUAAUGCUUAGGAGAGGUUAUGCAAUGAAUAAGAGUGCUGAGUUCGAGACUGUUAUAGAUAUCAAAGAGAAGCCGUGA
This is a messenger RNA of Cynara cardunculus var. scolymus (artichoke), 528 nucleotides long. Its product is annotated as actin-2-like. Gene Ontology annotation, cellular component: actin cortical patch; Arp2/3 protein complex. The transcript has 2 exons. The record is from RefSeq and is a predicted model, not a curated record. Gene Ontology annotation, biological process: Arp2/3 complex-mediated actin nucleation. NCBI's taxonomy places the organism in Eukaryota, Viridiplantae, Streptophyta, Magnoliopsida, Asterales, Asteraceae. Gene Ontology annotation, molecular function: actin filament binding. The coding region runs from base 1 to 528 and encodes 175 amino acids.